Messenger RNA from Trifolium pratense (red clover), 1085 nucleotides. RefSeq names its product F-box/LRR-repeat protein 2-like. Gene Ontology annotation, molecular function: protein binding. Gene Ontology annotation, biological process: SCF-dependent proteasomal ubiquitin-dependent protein catabolic process. Bases 320 to 943 code for a protein of 207 amino acids. NCBI's taxonomy places the organism in Eukaryota, Viridiplantae, Streptophyta, Magnoliopsida, Fabales, Fabaceae. The transcript is spliced from 2 exons. The record is from RefSeq and is a predicted model, not a curated record. Gene Ontology annotation, cellular component: SCF ubiquitin ligase complex.
UGUGGAAUUUUUUAAAAAGUCAUGUCUAAUGACUCGAUGACCCAAUUCAAAUCAACACAUUAAUCGUUGAGUUGUUUAGGAUUUGACAUAAAAAAAUACGAAUUUUAUACUCAAUCCAAACAAUUAAAUUUGAUUGGGUUGGUUACGAGUUUGACUAAAAUUGGUUCAACCCAACCCGUGAACACUCUUAGUUGCACGAUUUAGUUUUCAUUCAUUCUAAGGUUUCGUUUGCCCCUACUUAUUUUUCACGAUCUAGUUGUCAAAGUCUCGAUUUUUGCAGCAUCUAUAUCUUCAAAACGCGAAGUUUCUGAAUGAUCAUAUGUUCGCGGAGUUCUGUGUAUUUCUUGGUAAUUUGGUGUCUAUAAACGUCAGUGGUUGUCGCAAGCUGUCCAAUUCAGCCUUGUUUGCAAUCCUUAGGAACUCGCCUUUGUUGAGUGAGAUCAGAAUGGAAUCAACAGGAAUCGGAAUUGGUUCCAUACCGUGGUUGGAUUUGGUUAUAUACCAUCAACUGAAGUCUCUCCAUUUGGCUGACAAUUCAUAUUUGCGAGAUGAAGUUAUCUAUAUGUUUGCUUUCAUGUUUCCUAAUAUGCAACUUCUUGAUUUGAGCUCUUGUUGUGGCAUAUCUGAAGAUAUUAUUAGUGAAGUGUUAAAGAAAUGUCCUAAGAUUCAGCGUUUGAACUUAGCUUUCUGCCCGCAACCUAAGCUGCAGCAACUGGACUUGGAGCGUUGCUAUGGUAUCACGGAGAAAGGAGUGAGGCUACUGGUAGAAAACUGCACACACCUGAGAGAGAUUAAUUUGCGAUAUUGUUGUGAAUUGUCUACUAAUUUUGUUGCUUGGAUGAUAUUUUCGAGGCCAUCAUUGAGAAAAAGAAUGGCUCCGCCUCAUUUUCGUGCCUGUGAUGAUGAUGGGAAGCUGCUCUUUAGGCGAUGUCUUGUUUGCUAGUAUUAUGAAAGUGCUUUGUUCGAGUGUAAGAUUUUUAUGCUUCAAAUGUUACUUCUUUGAGGGUAUGUUUUUUUUGUUGAAAUUGAAAAUGUGAACUUCCUAUGUAUGAAUAAUAACAUCUUGUUGACCAAUAGACAUUUAA